GCUGCGGAGAGGAAGUGAGAGUGCGAGGCCUCGUCCGCCAUUGUGAAGAAGAGAGAGCCCGUCCAGAGCGAGAGUCUGAGCCCGGGGGGCGAGGAGCGCCAAAGAGAGGAGGCCGCCGCGGUCCCCACCGCUCCCCCUGUGUCCCCACACACAGACACGGCGCCACAUUAGUGUCCUGUAGGUGUAUACACACAUAUACGUUACUCUGUAGCUACGCCUGGCAGUUCUCUAGAAUACCCGGCGGCACGAAUGUCUUUCUAGCCGUAUGUAUAGGUCUGUGCUGUACCUAGCCCCCGCAGGCCUGCUGUAGACGCACACAGACGCCUAGAGAGCAGCAGCUGGAGAGUCACUUACAGGGAGGGAUCACACGGCGGCUCCCGGUCAUCUCUGGCUCCACAGGAGAAUGUCUGCGACCAGCGUGGAUCAGAGACCUAAAGGACAGGGAAACAAAGUUGCAGUACAGAACGGUUCAAUGCAUCAGAAAGAUGCAGUAAACGAUGAUGACUUUGAGCCAUAUCUAACCAGCCAGACGAAUCAGAGUAAUAGCUAUCCACCAAUGUCAGACCCUUACAUGCCUAGUUAUUAUGCUCCAUCCAUUGGAUUUCCUUACUCCCUUGGGGAGGCAGCAUGGUCAACCGCGGGAGACCCACCAAUGCCGUACUUGUAUGGACAGAUGAGCAAUGGAGAACACCACUACAUACCGGAUGGAGUGUUUAGUCAGCCUGGCGCUUUGGGGAACACUCCUCCUUUCCUAAGCCAGCAUGGGUUUAACUUUUUUCCUGGGAAUGCAGACUUCUCCACAUGGGGGACAAGUGGAUCUCAGGGACAAUCGACUCAAAGUUCUGCCUAUAGCAGCAGCUACGGAUACCCCCCUAGUUCCCUUGGUAGAGCCAUUACUGAUGGCCAAGCUGGUUUUGGCAAUGAUACUUUAAGUAAAGUACCAGGGAUUAACAGCAUCGAGCAAGGAAUGACAGGACUGAAGAUUGGCGGGGACAUGACUGCUGCUGUAACAAAAACUGUUGGCUCAGCCUUGACUAGUGCAGGAAUGACUAGUAUAGCCGCAAAUAGCGUGCCUCCAGUUAGCAGUUCUGCACCCAAACCAACCUCUUGGGCUGCCAUUGCUCGAAAGCCAGCAAAACCUCAGCCUAAACUUAAACCGAAGGGCAAUAUGGGUAUUGGUAGCCCUGCAGUUCCUCCACCGCCUAUAAAACACAACAUCAAUAUUGGAACUUGGGAUGAUAAGGGGGCUGUGGUAAAGACCCCUCUUGCUCAGCCAAUUCUGCCUCCUCAGCCUGUAAUUCAGCAGCCUCAGCCAUUAACGCAACCUCUACCCAUGGUGCAAAACCAACUGCCUCAACAGCAGCUUCAGCAGCAACAAGGACCUCAGCAGCCGCCCCUGACACACCAGGUGCAGCAGCAGCUUCAGAACCGCUGGGUGGCACCUAGGAACCGGGGCGUAGGCUUCAAUCAGAACAAUGUAUCUGGAAAUGAGAACUUUAGCCUAGGUGUUGUGCCUGUCAGCUCCUCACCAGGUGUUGAGGUUCACCCUGUACUGGAGAAAUUGAAGGCCAUAAACAACUAUAAUCCCAAAGACUUUGACUGGAGUCUGAAAAAUGGGCGCGUGUUCAUAAUCAAAAGCUACUCCGAGGACGAUAUUCACCGCUCUAUCAAGUACUCAAUCUGGUGCAGUACUGAGCAUGGCAAUAAGCGUUUGGAUGCUGCUUACCGAUCCUUGAAUGGUAAAGGGCCACUUUAUUUACUCUUCAGCGUAAAUGGGAGUGGACAUUUUUGUGGAGUCGCAGAGAUGAAGUCUGUUGUAGACUAUAAUGCGUAUGCUGGAGUCUGGUCACAAGACAAGUGGAAGGGAAAGUUUGAAGUCAAAUGGGUCUUUGUCAAAGACGUUCCCAACAACCAACUGCGACACAUUCGUUUGGAAAACAACGACAAUAAGCCUGUUACCAACUCAAGGGACACUCAAGAGGUACCCCUAGAAAAAGCCAAGCAAGUCCUUAAAAUAAUUGCGACUUUCAAGCAUACAACCUCUAUCUUUGAUGACUUUGCACAUUACGAGAAGCGUCAAGAAGAGGAGGAAGCCAUGCGUAGGGAGAGAAAUCGAAACAAACAAUAAUUAGAUGGAGUUAAUCUUUCUGUAAAACACUAAUGAUGCAGACUCUGGAAAUCGCCUACUUUGUGGAAGAAAACCUAAUUAAUGCAUUUUAUUUCUGCUUCUGGCAACGUCCUUGAACACUUUAGCAUAAAAUUGACUUUUUUUUUUUUCUUCCCCUUCCUCCUUUGUAAAUUUUUUAUUUUAUUAUUUUUAUUUUUUCAUCAGUGCAUUGCCCUUGUACUCAUCACCAAACACUUGAGAACUUGUCAAGCACUUUCUGUCCUGAAGCUUUUAACCAAUAUCUGCUGUCGUUUUUGUAAUCAAGCUGCGGCGCGGGAGUCCCAUUGAACGCAAGGAUUCCUUUGUCCCUUUUUUUUUUUUUUUGUGUCCAUUACUAACUCUUAGGAAAGUGGUUAGUUAAUGAGAUUGAGAAUUAUCUCUUCAUUCAUUUUAUUUAAAAUUUUUCUUUUUUGCUUUUUAUAAAUAUUUUUUUAUUUUGUUAGCUGCUGGUAAAAUGAAAAAGAAAUCAUGCCGUCUUUAAAUCAUGAGUUCAAAGAAUAGUCGUCUCGAGAAUUUUUGUAGUGACAUCCCUAUGGUAAAUGAAGUCUUAUACUGUGUUGCCAUAGGUGCCCUUUGUUUUAGUGUUAGGAAUCAAUGCAGCUUUGUGGCAACCUCCUGUUUAAUGCACAUCUAUACUUCUGUAAGACUGAGCGGGCACUUCUCUGGGUUCACACACCAUUUUUAAUGCAUGCCUCCCAUUUCAGACGCUAAAAUGAGAACAUAUAUCCUUAGGAUAGGUCAUCAAUAACCGAUUGGAGGGGGUCCGACACCUGGUACCCACUCAUCAGCUGUCCAGAAUGAACACAGACAAUGGAACAGGAAGCAGGCAGCGCCGUACAUUAUGUAUUGGCUACACAGUGGUCGGAGCUGUGCUUCUGGGUUCGUUCUCUGUGUUUGUUCUGACAGUUGCUAUGAACAGCUGAUUGGUGGAGAUGCCGAAUAUCGGAUCCCCACUCAUCUAUUAUUGAUGACCUAUCCUUGGGAUAGGUCGUCAGCAUCUAUAACCCAGAAACCCCCCAUCCUUUAAGCUUUCGUAUUCAGUACUUUAAUCCUGAUCACAUCCAACCAGAUUCAGUCGUUGACCUAAAGCAAUAGUGUGCUGAAGAUUUCAUAACAGGGGGACAAUUAUCCUGAGAGAAUUAAAGAAUUUAUCCCAUCUUGCCGUUUCCACAGAGCGAUGGGACGAAGCAUUGACCCUAGGUGGUCGGGCUUACGGACACAGACGAGUGGAACAGUGCGCCGCUGUUUGUGUUUUCCGUUGUAUUAAAUGGCAACUACACAA
Messenger RNA from Bufo bufo (common toad), 3449 nucleotides. RefSeq names its product YTH N6-methyladenosine RNA binding protein 3 (gene YTHDF3). Lineage: Eukaryota; Metazoa; Chordata; Amphibia; Anura; Bufonidae. Gene Ontology annotation, cellular component: cytoplasm. Bases 404 to 2128 code for a protein of 574 amino acids. The record is from RefSeq and is a predicted model, not a curated record. The transcript has 5 exons. Gene Ontology annotation, molecular function: mRNA binding; N6-methyladenosine-containing RNA reader activity. Gene Ontology annotation, biological process: mRNA destabilization.